AUGGGAGAACAAUUAGUAACAUGUAUGGAAGAAAAGGAAAUGCAGAGAGAGAAUGUUAUUGCAUCACUUAAGGCAGACUUAUGGGAGUCUGAAUCACAGCUGUUAAAUAAAGAACAAUGUAUCUUGUCUCUAAAAGCACAUGAGAUACAAGACAAAUGUAACAAUUACAGGAGUAGUCUAGCACAUGUUUGUCCUUUAGAAGUGGAUGGUAAUGAAAGUCGAACUAUAGAACUAGAUGGACAAACCUCUAUUAUUCCUGACAGUUCUUUGUUAAUUUUAAACCAGGUCCCCUCUAUUCUAACUCCUCAAAUAGAAUGCAGACAAAGUAACCCUCAAUCACAAACUAAAGUAAAUAAUCAUAGUAACUCUGCUCCCCUUACAAUACAAGACCGUAAUAAUUUGUGCCAUAUUUUAGGUCACUUUGACACCUCCACACCACCUGUAAUCCUUUCUAAUAAGUUAGAGGCUGUUACUACUCAGUAUAAUUUAGGCAACAGAGAUGCCUGUGCUUUGCUCAGGGCCUGGUUGCCAUCACAAUUAGCUGCACAGCUAAGGGCACCAGUAGGCACCCAUAAAGGAGUGUCUCCUGAUAUUGAUGCAAACUGGGGAAAUUCAGGGGACAGAUUAAAGGAAUUACAGUAUGUUAUGUGUUGUCGUGAUGCCAGAUGUACCAGUGCCAUAGCAAAUGCAAGUUUAAAGGAAGGAGAUGACCCGAUUUUGUUUUGUACUGAGUACCUUGCACUGUAUAAGAUAACUUAUAACUGCCCUAACAUGUCCCCAGAUGAUGCAGAUUUUCUGUAUUCUAUGGCAAAUAAAUGCACAUUAAUUGACAGUUGUACAAGAAUCACUCUUAGAAAUGCCAGCUCCUAUACCAACUUUGUUAAUAUACUUAAAGACUGGUUUAAAGACUCAAAGCAUAAGAAUGCUACUCAUAAUAAUAUAUCUAUGCUAACUGAGAGUCAGGGAAAGCAGAGAUUUUUGAGACGCUGUUUUAAAUGUGGAAAGUUUGGGCACAUCAUGAGGGAAUGUGUGACAUCAAUGAGAGAUAUCAGGGAUAAAAAUUACAUUAGGAGGCAGAACAAAAUAUCAUAUUUAAGUAAGGAAGGAAAGUACAGUGCUAUAUUUGAAGGUGAAAAGGAACAGAAUAUAUCUUCUUUAACAAAGAAAGAAAUAAUAGAAGAACCUACUAGGGAGGAAACUUGCAAAGAGCCCCCAUCUAAAAAAGACUCUCAGCAAAAUUGCAAAGAGCCCUCAUCCAAAAAAGAAGGGACAAAUGUUCAAUUUCAGAUGCCUUACAUAAACUGGCCAUUUUGGGCACUGUUUAAUUAUACA
Bombina bombina (fire-bellied toad) is the source of this 1332-nucleotide messenger RNA. Its product is annotated as posterior protein-like. The transcript has a single exon. The record is from RefSeq and is a predicted model, not a curated record. The annotation marks the transcript as partial. NCBI's taxonomy places the organism in Eukaryota, Metazoa, Chordata, Amphibia, Anura, Bombinatoridae. Gene Ontology annotation, molecular function: nucleic acid binding; zinc ion binding.